UGUAAGCACGUGAACUGAGCAAAAGAGAGGGAAGAAUGUCCCAACUUGCGUUCCAGCCGGCCUACGAUGCCGAGAAGGCGCUGCAGCCAGCAAAGGUCUGCGUCACUGGAGUGACCGGCUUUGUAGCAGGCUCGGUGGUCUCGCGGCUGCUGGAGCUAGGCCACACCGUGCACGGCACCUGCCGCGACCCCUCGCGCACCAACACGGUCGCCCACCUCUUAUCCCUGCCCGGUGCGGCGGAGCGCCUGAAGCUGUUCAAAGCCGACCUGCUGUCGGAGGGCAGCUAUGACGAGGCUGUGUCGGGCUGUGACUACGUCAUCCACACCGCCUCGCCCUACACCAUGAAUGUACCCGCGGCGGAGGUCCAGGCCAAGCUGUUGGACCCAGCGGUGAAGGGAACAGAACACGUCCUGUGCGCCGCCAGCAAAUCUCCCUCCGUCAAGCGGGUGGUGCUGACGUCAUCGUGCGCCGCCAUCUACGGCGACCCGCACGAGUUCGGCAAGGACCACGUGUACACCGAGGCUGACUGGAACCCUACCGCGACCAAACAGGUCCUCCCAUACUACUACAGCAAGAAGCUGGCUGAGGAGCGGGCGUGGGAGAUGGCCAAGGCGCAGAGCCAGUGGAAGCUGGUGGUGAUCAACCCCGCCGUCAUCCUGGGGCCGCCGCUCAGCAAGCGCACAGACAGCGAGUCGAUCAACCUAAUAAACACCUUCCUGAAAGGCAAGGCCUACCCCGCCUGCCCGCACAUGGGCUUUGGCACCGUGGACGUGCGCGACGUGGCCGCGGCACACACCCUGGCCAUGAGCCACCCCAAGGCCGAGGGCAGGUACAUCACGGUAUCCAAAUCCAUGUGGUUUGCGGAAAUGGCACGUGCCAUCAAGGCCGGCUUCCCCGACUCGAAAUUCCGGCCCCCCGUCACCACUGCACCCAAGUGGUUGCUGGCGGUGAUUGGGCCGGCGGUGGGCCUGUCGCGUGACCUGAUCAAUUACGCGGUCGGGAAAUGUCCCCAGUUCAACAACAGCAAGAUCCAGUCGGAGCUUGGAUUUAAAUUCCACUCGCCCGAGGCGGCCAUCAAGGACCAGGUGGAUGCGAUGCUGGCGCUGGGCAUCGCAAAGCCGUUCUGAGGUGGUGGAGACACGAGCAGCACAGCUGCGGGUGCGGGUGACAGGGACGCCGGUAGGAGGACUUGAUGGCUAGCCAGAGGUUGCUGAAGAGUUUCCGUAGGGUCUGUGAAGGGGAGGGAGCAGGAGCGGUAUUCCGGUAUGCUUGCUUUCUGGCAGAGGGGGCUUCGGAGGAGAAAUGCUGGGGAUGAUGGCACAUAUACAGUAGAAACUCAUACAUACUCGCUCAGUGGUAUACCGUGUAUAUGUAGGGCAACACGCAUUGGAGAGGGAGGUCGCUGGAGCGAUGGCUUCAGCAGGUCCCUGUUGCAACCAAAGCAACCCGAUCGGCGCCCGGUGUUGGAUGCAUCAGAGGCUGCAGGCUGCUGCGCAUUCAAUACACACGGCUGUGUUUCACAUGAUAAAGGGUAAGGAGGGCUUGCAGACAGGAAAUUUUGGUCAACGAAUAAUUCGGUGAAAAGCUGACCGGUUUACCAGUUAACUGGAUUGAGAACC
This is a messenger RNA of Chlamydomonas reinhardtii, 1619 nucleotides long. RefSeq lists its product as uncharacterized. The transcript has 10 exons. The record is from RefSeq and is a predicted model, not a curated record. NCBI's taxonomy places the organism in Eukaryota, Viridiplantae, Chlorophyta, Chlorophyceae, Chlamydomonadales, Chlamydomonadaceae. The coding region runs from base 36 to 1127 and encodes 363 amino acids. Gene Ontology annotation, molecular function: oxidoreductase activity, acting on the CH-OH group of donors, NAD or NADP as acceptor.